GAAAAACAGUCAGUCAGUCACCGGCCGGUCGUGCGUUACGAUGACGCGACGAAACCUUGCGUGCCGCCGGCCGCAGCAGUAGCUGCCGCGCGGUCACCAUGUGGUCGCCGGCCACUGUACGGCUAGUGGUAUUCUUAGGCUUCUAUGUGUCCUUCUUGGUCAUAGGAGCGUUCGUGUUCUCCGCAAUCGAAGCACCAGAAGAAGCUACUCGAGUCAGAGAGCUUAAGAUACUUCGACAAGAGUUCCUCGACAAGCACAAGUGUGUUCAAGAUGAAUCAAUGGAAAUAUUUAUAAAAGAAGUAUUAGCUGCAAGUAACAGAGGUGUUUCUGCGGCUAAUAAUGUUUCAGGAGAACCAAAUUGGAGUUUUGGACAAUCGUUGUUCUUUGCUUGUACCGUUAUUACAACUAUAGGUUAUGGACAUGUUACUCCAUUGUCACAGGAAGGAAAAUUAUUUUGCAUGAUGUACGCAUUAUUUGGCAUACCUUUGACCUUAGUAUUAUUGACAGCGUUAGUUGAUCGAUUGAUGAUACCCACCACAAAAUAUUUGCACUUUCUCAACAGCCGUCUCGGUCAUUUAUAUCCGCCAUUUACUAUCAGACUAUUUCAUUUUGGUACAAUACUAGGCACUUUAAUAUUUCUCUUCCUUUUGUUACCAGCAGCGAUAUUUACAUAUGUGGAACCAGAAUGGAACUACAUGGACUCUUUGUACUACUGUUUCAUAUCUCUUACAACUAUUGGCUUGGGAGAUUACAUUCCAGGCGAUGCUCCUGAUCAAAAAUAUAGACCCCUUUAUAAACUGAUGAUAACUGGUUACCUAAUCAUAGGUCUUGUUUGCGUGAUGCUUACACUAUCAAUUUAUUAUGACAUAAGACAGUUAAACUUUGGAGUUCUAUUUAUGUUGGAAAGGGAAGAAACUCGACAAACAGACCCAGAAAAAAUGCACUUACAGCAGUCUAGAGUCAAUCGGACCAAAUACACAAAUGAAAAAGAUUCACCAACAAGUUUAGACGAUACUACUCCUGUCAACGGCAUUCCUUAAAAAUGCUAAAGUUUAAAUGAAUUCAACUAUGACAUUUGCAAUGAUGUUGCGUUACCUAUUUGACCAAAUUAAUCUCUACUGGAUAUUAUACUAAUUAUUAUAUGCUGAUUUAUAGAUGAAUAUUGUUAUUAUUUUUAGGAUAUUAAAGUGACAAAAAACUAAAAAUAUGAGUAUUAUUACAUUUGUCAUUUAAUUUAUAAUUUUAAAUAUUUAAACAUAUGUCUUUAAGUGAGGAGAUGCUAAGGAACUCAGUCCCUUAUCACUCAAGAUGGAUAAAAUGCGCCCUCUCUGAGAUUUACUUGAAAUAUAAGUAGUUAAAGUAUGGAUACGUAGUGCUAUCAAAAUGAUAUAGUGAUAAUAUUCUCCUUUAUGUUCUCUGUCACUUUAAGCCCUGUUUAACAUGUAAAUUGAAAAAUUAAUAAAUGUUUAAUGAUAAAAGUUACUAUCAGACAUGUAACUUUUUUUAAAUAUAAAAAAAUUAAAAAAAUAUAAACCAUGGUUUUAUAAUUUUUCAAAAAAUUAUUUCUUAGUUCACAGUCAAAGUCUAUAAAUUUAAUUAGAUCAUCAAUAUAUAAUUUGGAGUUAUUAAUAUUAAACACAUUCUGUAGACCUUUAUCCGACGUUAUUAAUAUAAAAAAACCAGCACAGGAAGGUCGCGGUACAGCGGUGACGUGGCAUAGUUGGGUCAAGUAUAAUGAUAUCUGACAAUGAUUAAAAUAAAAAACACUUCUAUGCAAAUCUGUAGAUACUGUUUAAUUUUAAAAAAUUGGUGGGUUAUCCCAUAGGCUACAGGAUAUAAAUAUUUCCAUAUUUAUAUCCUGAUUACAAGUUUUAUGAUUUAUAAGUGUAAUAUAUGAAUAAAUGUAUUUAUAUAUAAUAUAUAAAGGAAAUGGUGUUAUUAAAAAAAAAAGUAUGUCGAAUCAAAGAGGGAUAUAAAUAUUAUUUCUCAUAAAAAAAUUGUAAUUAUCCAUACACUUUUCAAUAAGUUAUAGCAUUAGAAAGUUAAAUUCUCAGGUUCGCAUCAAAGCUAACAUAGCUCAAUAUUACGGAGAGAAAAUGUUUUGAAUGAAUAAAUUAUUCUUUGGGAACAAAAAUGUAGAAACAUCCUAUUAUGUUAUUCGUCUAAAAAUGCAAAUUUAGCUUUGUUGUAACGUGUUCUAUAAGUAUUAUUUUAGAUAAGCAGAGUAUUCAUAUAGAUUAAAUUAAAGUUGUGUUUAUUUAUGUUAAAACUAAUACACUUUUUUUUACAGUUGUUGUUUUUGGU
Messenger RNA from Daktulosphaira vitifoliae (grape phylloxera), 2304 nucleotides. RefSeq names its product potassium channel subfamily K member 1-like. Gene Ontology annotation, cellular component: membrane. Gene Ontology annotation, molecular function: potassium ion leak channel activity. The record is from RefSeq and is a predicted model, not a curated record. Gene Ontology annotation, biological process: stabilization of membrane potential; potassium ion transmembrane transport. Bases 99 to 1040 code for a protein of 313 amino acids. Lineage: Eukaryota; Metazoa; Arthropoda; Insecta; Hemiptera; Phylloxeridae. The transcript is spliced from 5 exons.